AAAUAUAAUCGCGAUCCCCAACGCUAACCGCUACACUGUCGCGGUCCGAUCGCAACAGAACGGACGAACACAAGGGUACUGUGUUGCUGGUACUUUACGCAGUGCAGUGCUGUGCGAUUUUUCCUCUAUUCCAUCAUGUCGUGUUCAGUUUUAUUGGAAAUGACUUCUAAUUUCUUUCAGGAACACAUAUUGUUAUAACGGUGGUGGGUGUUGUGUAGUUCUUUUUUAGUUUAUUUUUGGAUGCGAAUCUUUUAUCUAGGUACAAAACCUCCUCAAGAAAAGUUCCUUUACCAAAGUGCUGUGAUAAUCAACCAGAACGAAUUCAUCUGUGAUCAAAUAACUUAUUAUUAAUUAUCUACUAGCAUUAAAUUGAUAAAAGAAUGACAAACAAUAAUCAAGCGAUUCUGGAAGAUGUGUACGUAGAUGGCAACGGCAGAAACUCGGACCAAUUCGAGAAACUUCUUGGACAUAGCCAAACUGCUCCGACGUUACCAGCUUUGCUACCAGCUGCGCAAAUUGGCAAGAAGUUAGAGUCAAGAAGGAAAUCGGAUAAUAGCCUUUUGGGUUCUUUGAACAAGUUGAGGUACUCGAUUGGAUCGAAAGAUGGGCCGAUUCAACUUAACAACAGGCUUGGUAGAUUCCGUCAGUCUCGUUUCAACGCCAGAAGGAUCAGGAAGAGAGUGGUCUUCAAGCAUGGAGAUUGUAACGUUGUCCAAGGUAACGUUGCGAAGCGGCGUAGAAAAUACCUCCAGGAUAUCUUCACAACGUUGGUGGACGCACAGUGGCGCUGGACGCUGUUGGUGUUCGCGAUGAACUUCUUUUUAUCUUGGUUGUUGUUCGCUUUAGUGUGGUGGCUUAUAGUAUUUACUCACGGGGAUCUCAGUGAGGAGCAUUUAAGUGGUAAUGACACAACGUAUAUUCCCUGUGUAACAAAUAUCCGCGGCUUCACGUCGUGUUUCCUAUUCAGUAUUGAAACUCAACAUACCAUUGGGUACGGUGGUAGAACGCCAACGGAAGAAUGUCCGGAAGCCAUCUUUGUCAUGUGCAUACAGAGUAUCACUGGCGUCAUGAUUCAGGCAUUUAUGGUUGGUGUUGUCUUCGCAAAACUUUCCAGGCCAAAGAAACGAACACAAACGUUGAUGUUCUCCAGGAAUGCAGUUAUCAAUCAUCGGGACGGAGUCCCCUGUCUCAUGUUUAGGGUAGGAGAUAUGAGAAAGAGUCAUAUCAUAGAGGCUCACGUGAGAGCCCAGCUUAUUAAACAUAAGGUUACUAAAGAGGGAGAAAAUUUACCGUUCUUCCAAACAGAACUGAAGGUAAGCAGCAAAGUUGGUGGUGAUGGCGAAGAAGAUAAAAUUUUCUUUAUCUGGCCAACGACGAUUGUUCACAAGAUCGAUUGUCAUUCGCCUCUAUACAAUAUGUCAGCCAAUAAUCUCCUUAGAGAGCGAUUUGAGAUAGUAGUUAUACUUGAGGGAGUUAUUGAAUCUACUGGUAUGACCACCCAAGCAAGAUCUAGCUACUUGCCAUCGGAAAUAUUAUGGGGACAUCGGUUCCAGUCCCUCAUAACCUUCAAGAAAGAUUCCGGGGAGUAUGAAGUCGACUAUGCAUUGUUCAAUAAUACUGUGGAAGUGGAUACUCCUCUCUGCAGUGCCAAAGAGCUGGAUGAAAGGAGGGCAAUGUACAAUCACGAUGGAUUAGAAGUAAAUUCGAAAUAUCUAACAACUGGUCAAUGCCGUAUGACUGGUCUCUUCCCCACAGCUCGUUCCCAAUCGAGCGACACCCUCUCCAGCAUGGACUCGUUGUCGAUAGAUGACGGUCACAUUGAGAUUAAAAUACCGGUGAGUCCCAUAGGAGUCACAGUUACAGCCCCCGAGGAAGCGGAAGAAAAAACGCCGCUCACGAACGGAUCUGUGCCUAAUGGAACUUUGAAAAACAAGUCUAAUAUUUUACCUGUAUAACGUAUGUGGAAAUUAGGUUAAAUAAUUUAUCGAAUUGUAAGGGAUUGAAUGUACUGGAUAGAUGAGGGACAUGUAUUAUUUGUAUUUUGUAAAUUGAUGUACCAAAGAGGUACAUAAUGUAAACUAUACAUAAAUUACAUAAUCAAACAUAACCUAAAAGUUAGGUAAUGUUAUCCAAAUAUUACAUCAAUAUAAUAUAUCAACAUAAUCUAAAUAUUGCGCGAUUGUAAUGAAAUAUCCACAGACAUAAUAAAACCAUGACUGCGCGCUACACUCUAAAACCGACCCCUUAGUGCGACAGAAAUAAGGUGCGAACAUAGAUAAAUAGAUUGAUUCAAAGAGACUUUUUGGCCUAUUCCACUGCGACCUUUUCAGAUCUAUUUUGAUCCUCUAGUUCUAGAUUACAUUCUCUAGCCCGACCCUUUUUAAAAGGUCUAAUAGCUUCAAAACUGAACGUUCCAUGCAGCUCUUUUCCGGUGGAGUUUAUUCUUAAUGCAAAGAACCGCACAUUUUCCAGACUAUCACACUGGUAUAGGAUGUGUGAUCUCCAGUUUCUUCUUCCAGGUGGCAGAUGGCACAGGUCGUCGUUGGACAAUCCCAUCAAUUUUAAGUGCCUAUCAGCUUACAGUGCUCUAUUAGCAGACCCACUAUGGCUUUGACUGUUUUCCUGUAUUUGCUUAUUAGGUCUGCCGUCAAUUUUGGCAAAUUAUUCUGUAAUGAACUGUUUCGGCUGUCUUUGUCCUGGUGAAUUCUUCCACCAUUUCAGAGAUUUGUGAGCUACCCACUUUCUUGUAGCCGUCCUUGUUACUGACUUUGCAACUCCUCAGAAAGUUUCCGGCCCAGCAAAUGGCACUGAUGACUUUGUUUGGCCCUUUCGUCUGUUUUUCAUUGCCCUUAUGAACUCCUGCCCUGGCAUCCAGGCUACUGUAACCUUUCUACGACCUCCUAGUUUAUUUAGGGCAUCAACACAACACCGUACUAGCUUAAAAUUGACCUCUACACAAUUGAGUGUCUUAAGCGCUGCCUGGCUAUCUGUGAAGAUGGUAAUGGAAUGAACCGUUCUUUCCUGCCUUUGUAUUUCUUCCACACAAUGAUGAAUUGCCGUUAUUUCCUCCUGGAAAACUAUGACAUUCUUAUAUAUCUCUCUCUUGUCGUUUCCCCAUUACUGAGGAUCGUGAUUUCUUCCAAUAUUCCUAACGAUAUUUCUUUAUUAUUGGUCUCUAUCUUCAGCUGCUCUAAGAGCUUCGCAGAAUGAGUUUCCAGCUGAAUUCUUUAUUUGGUCGGACCAUCUAGUUGGUGAUCGUCCUCUUGAUCUUCUCCCCGGAACGUUUCCAGAAACAAUUAAUCUCUCCAAACUAUCAUCACCUCUGCGAACCACGUGACCAAAGAAUUGCAGUAUUCGUUGCAGACAUAUUGUGGGCUACCUUCUUCAUUCUUUCAUUCUUAUAUAUACUUACCGAGAAAUUUAUCCCUUGAUUUGUCCCUACGAUGCCGGCUCCCACACCUUCCGAUGUUUUUGAGCGAUCAGUGUACCAGGUAGCAGCAGAUUGUAUGAGUACACCUUUCUUCAAUUCGUCCCUACCUUGUAUAUUAAUUUUGAACUCAUUGUCAAAGCUACAUCUCGUAGCUCUUGUAUUGAUAGGUUGUCCAAUCAUAAUAUCUGUUUGUAGCUCCUAGAUUAGCUAUUUAUUGUCAGCACCAUGAACAUGGCUUAUAUGUCGCUGACAAUGCAUCAAUCUGUAAAUAACUGCUCUGGCUUCGCCCUGUAUAAAGGUAUGAAGUGGUGGUAGAUUUAGAAGGACUUCCAAUGCUUCUGAAGGAGUUGUUUUUAUGGCAUACAGACCAUUCUAACCUUUGUGUAUUACCUAGCAGUCUUAAUGCACCCACUUACUGCGUUUUUGUUCACCACAUCACCGACCCAUAGAUUAUCAUUGGUCUAAAAAUUCUUUUAUAUAACCAUAGAGUCAUUUUGUUGUCAAGGACAUAGUAGCUUUCUGUGUGGUUUUCAGGAUGUGAGCACUACGUGUAAGCCUAUGAUCAAAAUAGACUCCGAGGUUUUUUGUUUCUUUGGCAAAUUAAAUCUCUGUUCCUUCCAGCACCCGUGUGUUUUGGUCUUGUAGUGUUGUCUUUUUGGUGAACCUACGAUUUCUUUUUUCUGAGUAUUGACCAUCGGUCGCUCUUGUUUACACCAGUCGUCAACUAUAUUUAGGGUUGCUUGCAUUCUCCCAGAGACCACCUGAGCCCACCUGCCCCUGACGACAAUUAUUGCAAUAUCGUCAGCGUAUGCUUGCGAGUUACGAGCAUUCCUUGCAUGACUAUGCAAGCGCAGUUUAUCGAUCACGUGGCCUUCCUACUUGGAAUUUGUUGGUGGUUAUAAAGAGAUGUAAGGACUGCUCGUAAUUUGUUUUCUCUGUCGCACUGGGGGAACGGGUUAAGAUUGCAGGGUGAGGUCUAGGUAUUAUAUGUCUAUGGAAAUAUCCUAUACUAUAAAAUUACAUAUGGCCAAUCAAAUUACACUUGUAAUUUGACCAGUUAUCCACCACUUUAUGAGUUUUGGCUUUUUAAUGAGUUAUCAUUACAUUUCAGUCCAAUAUUGAGGCUUAAUUAAGCGUUUAAUAGAAAGGUUCAAAAUACAAAUGCGUGAUACCUAUCUAUCUCAAAUAAAAGGUACAUUUUAUCUGUACUUUUAGUAUAGAUAUUUUAAAAUAUUUUCAAAUUUUAUAUACGCUUAACUCUUGUAAAUAUGUUUUUUAUAUCGCAGGCCGAUAUAACCCACUUUAUUUGUUAGAUAUACACAAUGGGUCUAAACCAGAGGAAAUGAACUGCAACAGAACAAAAGUAUUUGAAAGUUCACGGCAUUCUUUUCUUCUAUUUGAAUAUUACGAAAUGUACUUACAUAGCUUACAUUUUUAACUUUUGCUUCUGAGUACUUUAGUUUCUGAGCCCAGUAUUGGCCUGUGUCCAAUGAUAGUUGGUCCAUAAGUCAUCGACAGUGCAUCUUCAGCAGUCCUCAAUUAAUAAGGUUUAACUUGUGCUACGUCGACCAGUCGCUUGAAAUCCCGUUUUGUGGAGUUUCUCUUAGUGGAUAAUAGGGUGGUGGUUAGCCUAUCUGCGCACUAAGGAAACGCUUUCUUGAUUUCGGUCUGCCAGGAUAAGGUUCGUGGCCAAAAAAGGGUGAUGGUUCUCGAAGGUUUGUUUGGAUUUUUCGGUGAAUUCGUGGGCCGUUCUACAGGAGUCAGCAUCCGAGAGGCUUGAAGCUUUAUACAGAUUAUCCAAAUGGGUUGGUCUCAUACAGACAAAAAUAAGUCACCAAGUUACUUUCAGACUGACAUUUCAUUUCUUGGCCUGCGCAGAUCUCGUUCAUACCGAGUAGGCGUAGUCUGCUGUUAAGAAACAUAAUAUAGCCUGCGCUGUUGAUCUUAGUACUGUGGGUUUGGCGCUACUUUGGAAGCGUAACUAUAAGCCAUUAGGUUCGUAUUUAGACAAUCGCAAAAAUAUUAAUACGUAUACAAUACUGGACAUGAGACUCUACAACAUUUACCAGAUGUUUCAUAUUCUACAAGGGCUUUCUGUUUCAAAAUUUCAUCGCAUAGUUUCCCCAAAAGUACGAGUAUGUACAUAGUCUCCGGCUCUGAAGUCUUCAUAUAUUUCUUCGGGAUAUAAUAUGAUUUAUAAUGUUGGUACCUAAUCCCUAUUACCAGUUUAUGUUUAUUAUAUUACUUAUCUUAAAUUUCCUUGAAACGUAGCAAUCACUCUUCUUUCAGUUAUUAUUACUUGUUUCGGUACUUCUUUUAUUCAUUAUCUUCUCUUCGUCAACCAUUUUUCAUCCACUCCUGAACAUAUAUCUCUUCCAAUUGCUUUCAUAUUUCUCUGUCUUCCUCCAAUCUAAUCCAUUGCUGCCAUUGCACUUAUGUCAUCCAUCCAUAUCUUUUGAGGUCUUCCCAUGUUUCUUGUCCUCCUCCUUAAUCUCUAAUUGAGGAUGGAGACCAUAGAGACGUUUGUUUUUAGAUUUUUAAAUUUACUUUAAAAAAUGUUUAAAAAAAACUGUGACAUAAGAGAAUCAUCAUCCUCUUCUCAGGAUAGUCCUUCGAACAUAUUUUUCCUGCCAAAGCAAUGAUUUUAGUAGUAGAAAAACUUUAUCAAUUGAAAAUUUGUCUUCAAAUUAUAUACACCGUACCACUUACCAUGAAUUCUGGUGUACCUAUAGUACAUAAGGUUGAAUGGCAAAGAUAUACCAUGAACUAUCACAUAUUUUUGGUUCUCUGUAGUGGAAACCUAAAUGGUUGUAAAUAUUGAACAAAAAAUAAAUUGUGUUAGUGUUACUAGAUACACUUUAAAUUGUAGUGAAACUACUGCUACCCAUUACCAAGUGACCUUAUAUUACCUAUGUGAAUUAAUAAGGCUUAUGCAGAGUUGGGAAGGUAAUUUAUUAUCUCGAUAGUUAUAUAGUUAUAAAAUAACCUUUUCUACCAGAACCAAUAGCAGAAUUUUAAAAAAUAAGUGUUUAUUCAUAGAUAGUUGAUAUUUUCUAUUGAAGCACAAAUAAACAGCUGUAAUUUAAUUUUUUUAGUUUGGUCUCAUUACAGAAAAAUAACGAAAAAAAACAUUUUUGUAUGUACCAAAAUGCUGUAUUAUCUUUUUUAUUAUGAUUUUUAUGGUGUUUAAGUCACUUAAGACCGUGAACACUGAGAUAACCUUUUUAGGUUGAAGUUGAAACUAAAGAUCAUACUAAAAAUCUUUACGGCAUCGAUAUGCUGGUCAGCAUAUUACACAUUUGGGACAUGUUGUAUAUUAAUGCACCCUAAAUAUUUAUGUGCGUAUUUUGGCAUUGGAUCCGAGCUUGACAUUUAACACCGUUGCCUUAUCCUCUAUUUUUUCAUACUAUCACAUUACAUAAAGUUGCAUUUCAAAAAUAGUUUUGAAACACCAAUUAAGUAAAGUUUUUUAUGUUGUUGUUUUCACCAAUUUUAAAAAAAUGUGAAAACGUUGAAUUAUUCAUGUCCGUCUGUCUGUCUGUCUGUAAACUCAACUUCUCCGUCAUUAUACCAGGUAGAAUGACAAAUGAGGUGUCAAAUGAAAGCUUAUAAUCCAAGGAUGGUACUAAAGGUGGGAAAUUUGACCGAGGCUGUCUGUCCGUCCUACCGCGAAUAUAACUCAUCCGUCGCUAUACCAGGUAGAAUGACAAAUGAGGUGUCAAAUGAAAGCUUAUAAACCAAGGAUGGUACUAAAGGUCAUAAAUUUGUCCGAAGGACAGACGGACAGACAGCCUAAGUCAAAUUUAACACUUUUAGUAUCAUCUUUGAAUUAUAAGCUCUCAUUUGACACCUCAUUUGUCAUUGUACCUGGUAUAAUGACGAAGGAAUUAUAUUCGCGGUCGGACGGACAGAUAGCCUAGGUCAAAUUUCUCACCUUUAUUACCAUCCUUGGAUUAUAAGCUUUCAUUUGACACCUCAUUUUGUCAUUCUACCUGGUAUAAUGACGGAGGAGUUGUGUUUACGGACAGACAGACGGACGGACGUGGAUAAUUCAAAGUUUUCACAUUUUUUCAAAAUUGGGUUCAAUUUAAACGUUCUUAUAAAAUUAUUCUAUUAUUCUUGUAGGUACAUUUAACAUUGAUUAAAAUUAAAAAAGAAAUAAAUAAAAAAGUAUGGCAACACUGUGACGUACAAACAUAAGACUCAGAUGUAGGUUACGUAGGGUGCACUAAUAUACAAGCUGUCCCACAUUUCUUUGGUUGCAUAUUUGUUGGUAGCUGCGGGAAAGAAUAUGGAAAUGAAAAUUUGUUGCAUUUUCGAUUAGGGAGAACACUAUGGCGAAUCCAUCACAAAAUUUUAGAUUACUUCAACCAACUCUAUUGAGAAUAGUGUAUCGUUUGACAUAGUCCAAAGCUUUCUUUGUACCUGGUGUCCGAAAUAUUUAAACUGUUUUGGUGAAUUUUAAUAUAAAACAUUCUUGAUAUCAAGUUUGUAAGUUUCUUCUGUAUCUUGUGUUAUAUAUUGGCGAGUACCUAUAUGCUCAUUUGAUUUAUAUAGAGAUGAGUCGUAGCACUUUUUUAAAUUAUAUUUUCUAAUCGAUCCUUCUGCAUUAUGCUAGUUACAUGUUAUAAUAUCGUUUUCUUCUUUGGAUGCCGUACGCUAUGCAGCAUGUAGCCAUUUGUGCUGGUUGUCGGGUGUAGAGAGAUUCUUUUAUCCGUCUUAUGAUUAUCAUACUGACGUUAGGUAUGCCGCAUCAGUUUGUUAUGUACGUGAAUCAUCAAUAAUACUUUCGCCCACUGCCUCCUCGAUCUUCAACUUUACCCAUCAAGAUGACAUUUAGGAGAUUAUAUUUGUUAUUUAUUAGAAAAUGGCUUAAAAGUGUGAAACUUAACAAUUCUCUUUGGACAUUAGCUCUUUUUAGGACCUCAUCAUUUGUUACAUGGUCCACCCGUGGAUAUCUAGGUAGCCUUCUAAGACACAAAUUCCGCACGAUUCGGAGAUCUCACUUUAAGUGGCCAGAUCUCACCUCCCUUCAUCAGGAUGGACCAUAUAGGACCGUUUUGAGACACGGAUUCCAAGGCUUAAAGGAACUUCACCAUGGAGGAGGCAUCUAUCAAAUUUAAAAGAGGUGUUUCUAGCCAUUGCUACUCUUAUCUUUACUUCCAGGUCACAGUUCCACUUGAUGUUGAUUGUAGCUCCAAGUUAGUUAAAUCUUUUAACCCGUUCAGUAGCCCUAUUAUUUAUAUCCAACUGAACUGAUGUUAAGACCGUACUCCUCUACCAUUUCAUGAUAUUCAUUAAAUCUUGCAAAAUCCAAAAUCUUCAAAAUCCUCUACAUUCAUGCAAAAUCCAAACAACUUUAUGCAAAAGAGUAUCUCUCUUGAUCCCAAGCAAUUUUUGAAACUACUGGUGUCGUGUUUCUUUGGUAUUACCACGAAGGUUGACUUUAGCUAAUCUGUUGAUUCUUCUGUUGAUUUAACAGUGCGAAACUAAACAUAUGUCCGGGCUGAGGGCCAUUUCAUUCACAGUGAAAUUAACGUGGAAAGCAUGAAUAUCCUACGAAAUUAACAAUAUAUUGUCUCCGUCGUAGGUUCCCGUUACUUCCAACGAUAUGUGGAAUUUCAUUUCACUAAUUCAAGUUCUUACAGUUAUUGCGCUGAUACUUGGUCGCCAUAGCCUCUUUUGUUGUCUAACAGGGAGUACCACGUGAGGUUGGUGAGGUUGAGGGUGAUGUUGGAAUUUGUGUCUGUAGAGGAAGCUACUUGAGACCCUGUAUAUCUCAAAAACUCCCGAUAUGAUUAUCUGAUAAAAAUAUAUUUAGAUACUACUUUGACUUCCUGCCAAUAUUUUGCAGCUUAUCACUUAUUAUAAUAUAUUAGCCCCAACGUGGACUAAUUAAAAAUUAUUAUUGUGUAAGUUAUUUUUCUGUUGAGCCUCAUUUGUUUUCAAACCAUGCUUUUAUUUUUAUUUUAUUUAUAUCUGUUUUAAAAUGUCGCUGGUAUAAAUAUAUCACACGGAAAUACAGAAUAUUCCAAAAAAUUUUCUACUAUACAGGGUGUAUUGAAACGAACUUAAAAAAAUCUUAACUUUUUUCUGUAAACACCCUGUGUAUUUACAUCGUUCAUAUGUUCGGUUUUAAGAAAUAUGAUUUUUUUAUCUAGUAUACAUCACUCAGAUCAAUUACAUCAGAUUUAUUUUAUUUUUUUUUCUCACCAUUCGAUUCGAGUAUUAUUUAUUUUUAUACAUGUACUUAAGAUUGUUUAAUUUAUAGAUAGAGCUUAGCGUGAGUAAAAUGUAGAAGUUAUCAGGAAGAUUGUUUGAUACAUAUCUUAAAAACAACUGUGAAGUAAUUUAUAUUAUUCUAUAAUUUUCACUAUUUAAGUCAAAUUGCAAUUCCAAUUCUAAAGAUUUGAAAAUAAAGAGAAAUUAGUCAAAGCUACAUCUGUGGAUACAAUGGACAUAAAACGAAUUCAAAAUUUAAAAGUUCAAAUGUAUAAGAUCUAGACUUGUUAUUUUCGUCAGUUAAUUAAAAGUAUUAUUUUUUUAACACUUGUUUGUUUAUUACUAGUUUCUUAAUGUAACUAACAGAUCCAUUUUUCAUACUGUUAUUCCUAAUUUUAAAGUAUAAAGAAGGGAUAAUAUCUUCGUCUGAAGUCAGCAAUAUUAUACUUACACACGAAAAACAAACGUCGAUAUUAUGAAGUCUACUUAUAUAGUAUAUUAAGAGGAAACAGUAGCGAUCAACAGGUAGCAAAAACGCGUUCCAAGAUUGCGGCUGUAAUUUUGAAUAUUUUUUCGAGAUAUUUGGCACACGUAUUCGUAAUAUAAUAAAGAAUGGCGGUACAGAGCCCAAUUUGAAAAAUAUAUUAAUAUGUAGGAAUUACUCUGUAAUUAAAUACAACAUUAAAAAACGAGCCUGUACCGCCAUUAAGAAGAACAAAAAAAUACACUUUCUUCAAAUAAACUUUUUUAUACGAUGCCUAGAUUUUGUGUCACUUUGGAACUACUAAAAUUUUUUAUUUCAUUAGUAGUUCCUCGACACCGUAAGGUACAAGAGGACGGCUUAAGUAAGCAAGUAGUAUUUCCAAAAUGACACAAAAUUUCGGCCACGGAUAAAAAAGUUUAUUUGAAGAAAGUGUAUUUUUUGUUCUUCUUAAUGCCGGUACAGGCUCGUUUUUUUAAUUUUGUAUUUAAUUACCGAGUAAUUUCCACAUAUUAAUAUAUUUUUCAAAUUGGUCUCUGUACCGCCAUUCUUUAUUAUAUUACGAAUACGUGUGCCAAAUAUCUCGAAAAAAUAUUCAAAAUUACAGCUGCAAUCUUGGAACGCGAUUUCGCUACCUGUUGAUCGCUACUGUUUCCUCUUAAUUAAUAAAUAUUAUAUAGGUACGUAUUCAGUUGGUAGGUUUUAUCAAACAAUCAUCACUAAGUAAAAUAAUAUGUGAAUAUUGUAAGGAUCUGUAGUGCCAUAGUAUUUAUAAAAUUUUUGUUUUUUUAAGAAAAUUAAACAAUUUAUCUUC
Molecule: messenger RNA, 10947 nt
Organism: Diabrotica virgifera virgifera (western corn rootworm)
Lineage: Eukaryota; Metazoa; Arthropoda; Insecta; Coleoptera; Chrysomelidae
Product: G protein-activated inward rectifier potassium channel 3
Exons: 9
Coding region: 381-1955 (524 amino acids)
Biological process (GO): potassium ion import across plasma membrane; regulation of monoatomic ion transmembrane transport
Cellular component (GO): plasma membrane
Molecular function (GO): inward rectifier potassium channel activity
Source: RefSeq, a predicted model, not a curated record